Alligator mississippiensis (American alligator) is the source of this 1020-nucleotide messenger RNA. RefSeq names its product ecto-ADP-ribosyltransferase 5-like. Gene Ontology annotation, molecular function: NAD+-protein-arginine ADP-ribosyltransferase activity; NAD+ poly-ADP-ribosyltransferase activity. The record is from RefSeq and is a predicted model, not a curated record. Lineage: Eukaryota; Metazoa; Chordata; Crocodylia; Alligatoridae. The coding region runs from base 1 to 1020 and encodes 339 amino acids. The transcript has 2 exons.
AUGGGACUAUCUCCAUACCAGCCCCCCACACCCUGCCCCAUCCCUGCACGGUCCCAAGGACACUGCUCCUGGGAGCAUCCACAUCACAGGGCUCCCUUGGUCCCUGAGGACCUGGCUGGCAUCCCCGUUUCUCCCUUCCAGGUGCAAUGCCACGACUCCAGGCCUCUGGGGAUGGCAUCCGACUCUUUUGAUGACCAGUACGUCGGGUGCACGGAGGAAAUGGAGGCAGCUGUGGCUCCGCGGCUGCUGGAGGAGGAAAGAGCCAGACACCCGCUGCUGGACGGGAUGUGGACAAACCUGUCGGCUGUCUGGGCCGAGAAGAAGAAAGGGCUGAGUCUGCCCAUGGGUUUUCAGGAUGCACACGGCAUCGCCAUUCUGGUCUACACUGACUCCUCCAACGACCUGUACAAGAAGCUCCAUUUAACUCAGCAGCUUUACAAAGAGUUCAACGAGGCUGUGGGAGAGGCUGGUAAAUCCCGAGACACCUACCUGCGCACCUUCCCCUUCAAGGCCCUGCACUAUUACCUGAGCAGAGCCUUGCAGCUGCUGCGGGAGGACUGCGGGCGCAUGUACCACAACCAGCUCUACCGGGGGGUCAGCUCCAUCCGCUUCAAGCUGCACAAGGCAGGCCCGGUCCGGUUCGGACAGUUCACCUCCUCGUCCCUGGACGCCGCGGUCUCGCAGGGCUACGGCAGCACCACGUUCUUCAUGCUGCGCUCCUGCUUCGGGGCCCACAUCGAGAAGCUCUCCUUCUUGGGCUUUGAGAAGGAGGUGCUGAUCCCCCCCAGCGAGGUGUUCGCCGUGUCCAAAGUCACCCGGCAGGGAGACAGCAGCGUCUUCGUGUUGCGCAGCACCAACCGCACCUGCAGCCACUUCAACUGCGCCUACCUGGGCGGUGAGUGCCUGGCGGGCUGGGACCCGUGCCCGGGCUGCCUCGGGGAGGGGGGAGCAGGGGACACCCGGGAUUUAGGACAGCCUCACAUGGUGGGUGUCAGGAAGCCAGACCACCAGGCCUCGUGA